ACACUUGAACCUAUAACGAGAGUAUCCGAUGUAAUUUGCUUUCACGUUUAAGUUUCGCCGACGAAGAGCCGCGCGGUUGGUCUUCUUUCUGAAAUGUUGUACCGAACAGGCACAAAAAGCUUAAAUUAUGUCGAGGCUAAUGAAUAUAAUGUUAAAUUCAAGGAAAGACGCUAAUAAGCGUUGUUAUAUCAUUGGCAGCUCGCCUCAUUUAUUAUACAGACGAGUCUUAAGGUCAGGAAAAUAUUACCGAAUAGCGUAGGCAUUGAAAACACUGUUCCAAAGGAACAAGAGUCUACUUUUUAUCUCACGAACGAAUCUCGCGGUGAAUGUCUUGCCCAAAUUACGAGUAUGGUACCUAAAAUUUCCGCGUCGCUUUUUGUAUACGGAUUUUUAACAAGCCGUUGGUCCGAACUUUGAUCCGGUUACGAGUUGAACCAAACCACUUGCGACAAUUAAAACUAUUUAAUUUUCUCUCUCUACUUCAGAGAACUCACCUCGUAUAAUCGUGAUAUUUAGUCUUACGUUUACGUUUUUCUUAAACGGAAUCAACUCGCUUCUACGGUGAGAUGAAAAUCCGAUUAUGUAAUCACGAUGAGUAAUUUGGGCCUCAAAGAAGGCAUUUUGGCUCUCAAUCACUAUAGGAGUUAAUCGAGUACCGGCCCUUGUGCUCGACUCUGGAUCUCGGCGUCUGGCCAUGAACGCUAUAUUUACUGUAACUACUAGCUUGUUAUGCCGUGGAACUCAAGGCUCAAACAGUACGCUCUGUUUGGCUCGUGCCUGUAUGUGGGUAAUACAUACCCACGUAUUUUUUACCUCACAUAUGCGUUACUGGACGUGUACGAUAGGCGAUAAUUAGAAACGCAUUGCGCGUUUUAUGCUUACAUCGCACAGUCAGGAUCAGGUAUCACACUGAGAGAAAUUUUUAUUUCCGGUUACCGCUCAGUCCUCAUCUAUUUUCAUUUUUUACCGCAACCGAAAAAUAUAGCUCUAGGUACAAAAUGAAAAUUAAUUUUGUACCUGUUUAACUAAAAAAUUAGAGUAAACCUCAGGAGCGAAAUUUACCUGUGCAGCACCUGCCUUAAUUUUCUGUCGCGCGAACAAUGGAUUCGUAUCAGUAUUCAGAGAUUAGACAAAUCUGAAUUAUCUGUAAUUUUUCAUCACCGAAGAUAUAUAAGCGAUGGUAUCAACGAAUGCGAAAAUAUUUGAGCAUGAAACAGCGACUCGAGUUACAUCGUCGUGAUUUUCGGCUAGUUUAUAUGCGUGUUUCGCUGGUUUGGAGUGAUUUGGUCAACGUAGCUUUUUCUGGCAAGAGAGCGAACUAAUUCAGUCGGAAUUAAAACCACGGCACGAUAUCCACGAUGGCGUUGGGAAAAAGCUCGCAGACUCUGAUAGUCUUCUGCAUAAUAUUCGCGGCGAAAACCAGCGACGCUAAUUUGUGGGACGAGUGCUGGUCCAACUGGAUGUGCAACAGCUGGCAGCUGGAAUGCGUGAAUUUUCAGUGCGCUUGUAUAAGUCCCUACGUGCCUUCGAUGGACAAUGCAAAAUGCGUAGUCGGAAUUGACGGAGUCUGCGAAAGAUAUCAAGACGAGUGUUACGAUCCUAACGCCCAUUGUAACCAGACGAAUAGCUGGAUCGGUACCGGAAGUUGGUGCGCGUGCAAGGAAGGCUUCACUCAGGAUCCGGAAACUCGGUUGUGCGCGAAAAACAUUGGCGAAGAAUGCGAGGCUGACGGUACUUCCUGCAUCGAAGGAAGCUGCGUCGACGGAACCUGCCAAUGUCCAGCGGGUCUUUCGCCGAGCCAAUUUGGUGACAGUUGUGGAGUCGCUGUCGGCGGUACUUGCACCGAUGAUCAUCCGACCUGUGCCGAUCCUUACGCGGAAUGCCAAGGCUCUGGUAGUCUCUGCGAGUGCAAAGAAGGACAUCAGGCGGUGGUGAGGGAAGAGGAUGGAAUGACCGUAUGCAGAACAGCGCUGGGCGGCGCCUGCCAAAACGCGGCUGAAUGCGCGGCUUUUAACACGUCCUGCGAGCUUUUGCGACAAGGGAUUUCAGCUUGCACUUGCAUCGUGAGCUACGUGCCUUCCGAAGAUCGGUCCGCUUGUUUACCAGUCGUAAAUCACUGGGCGAGUGCGUGUCAGGAAGAUUUGCAAUGUACAGCGAUGUUUGGAAGAUACAGCACCUGCUCCAACAACAUCUGCGACUGUCAAAUCGGAUACAUUUAUUCCGCUGCAGAUUUUGGAUGCGUUGCCAUACACGGAGUUGCGCCCAGAUCUAAUUCGGAAUCGGUUAAACUACUCGCGACGACUCUGCUGCCUUACUUACCGACAGAAGCGAAGACAGCUGUGCACGAAAUUCUGGAUGAAUUGUGAAAAAUAUUAUACAGAUUUUGUUGAGUAAAUCGUUCCGAAUGCUGGGGUGAA
This is a messenger RNA of Neodiprion virginianus, 2417 nucleotides long. RefSeq names its product teneurin-2-like. The transcript is spliced from 7 exons. Lineage: Eukaryota; Metazoa; Arthropoda; Insecta; Hymenoptera; Diprionidae. The record is from RefSeq and is a predicted model, not a curated record. The coding region runs from base 1359 to 2366 and encodes 335 amino acids.